AUGGGGGCGCGGCGGCCGGCGGGGACAAUCAAUAGGCAAGCUGAGAGGGCGGCAACAAGCCGGUGCACCAGGAUUUCUCUUAAAGGGGCCGCGGCCUCGGCCAACCCCGAGAAGGACAGGGCGCUAUUUUACCGCGGUGUCUCGGCGGUGUGGGGUUGGCGGCGGAGGGCGAUGGGCGCGGUACGUGGACAUUUCUACGGCGUCUAACUGCUGCUGUGCAGGAACCCAGGUUUCCUGGGCCGUGUGUACAUCCGAUUCACCGUGAACCCCCAGGGCAGUGUCAGACAACACAACGCGGGCUGCCGCAGGUGGGGUGCCUGGCGUACGACUGGUCAGAAACCCGGGGUCAUGGUGUUAAUCGUUCACGGAUUUCCCUCAGCCGUGGGUGCUCUGAAGAUCGAGUGGUCCUGGCAGCACCCGUCCUGAUGUCGGCAGCUGGCGGGGGUGAGUGGGCGGGCGCGGGGAGAGGGCAGUUAG
Messenger RNA from Pristis pectinata (smalltooth sawfish), 477 nucleotides. RefSeq names its product SLX1 homolog B, structure-specific endonuclease subunit (gene slx1b). The record is from RefSeq and is a predicted model, not a curated record. Gene Ontology annotation, cellular component: Slx1-Slx4 complex. Gene Ontology annotation, molecular function: 5'-flap endonuclease activity; crossover junction DNA endonuclease activity. NCBI's taxonomy places the organism in Eukaryota, Metazoa, Chordata, Chondrichthyes, Rhinopristiformes, Pristidae. Gene Ontology annotation, biological process: double-strand break repair via homologous recombination.